UCUGUUGAUUUGAAGUGCUGUGGUCGUCUGCUAGAGAGCAAAUUACAUUUCCGUUCUUUGACUUUCACAUUGUUGAUCCUGAGCUCCUGAAAAACAACAGAACGAAAAUUCAGAAUCUGACAGAGAAAACAUUAUUUUCAGCAUCUACUUUUCACUAGACCCAUUAGAUCAUCUGGGGGAUUUGACUGAAUCAAGAUGCUGCUGAUCAUUGAAGCUCUUCUUCUUAUUUUAGCUGCUCUAGGACAGGAUCACACAGCUGCUGUUGAAGGACUGAAAUUGGAUAUGGCACUGAAUUCAGUUGAUGAUCAAUAUAAGGGCUGUACAGGGAAAAUGGCAAAGCUGGUGAAGACAAAAUAUCUGAAGAAUGAAUUGGAUAACACUGAUGAUUUUAAAAAGGUCUGGGAAAUAGGUAAAAAGAAAGUCACUCGUAAUUGGUUUUUCAGUAAAUUAAAAACAGAACAUAAAAUUGCUAUCUAUGUGUACACUUACACCCAGAUGAACCCAAAUUUAAAAAUAUAUGAUAAGUUCAAUAAUGACACUCGUUAUGGCAAAGAAAACUACACAACCAUGAAAUACAAAUGGUAUUCACUUCAGUUUCUGUUGACAGACGCAAUCCAUAUUUUGAAGAAAAAACAAAAUAGAUGCUUUGAUACUUUUCGUGGUACAAAGUUUACAUUUGAAAAGGAUGUUCUGAACAAAGAGAUUCGUUUUGGCUCGUUUACAUCCUCCUCUCUCGAUCGUACAGUUGCAGAGGGUUUUGGAACUAAAUCUUGUUUUGAAAUCCACACUUGUGAAGGUGCUGAUAUUACAAAAUAUUCUAAGCUUCCUCAUGAGAAAGAGGUGCUGAUUCCUCCAUAUGAGAUGUUCAAAGUUACUGCUAUCAGGAUAAAAGCAGAUCAGAAACAUCGCGGGUGUGAGACUGUGUUUGUGUUGAAGAGCACUGGAAUAAGAAGUGACUUGAACUGUGCUCUGUUCAAGAAACCAAAACCAUAACAAAAUACUGAGGUGUGUGCUGAACAAAGGGGUUUCAAUUUGCAUGAUAUAGUCACGUACAUUAGUUCAGGAAAAAUAAAAAUAUCUGGUGUGUCAGUGUUUACUUUGAAAGAUUUUGGAAAAGUAAGUUCUGCAUCCAACAGUGGAAAACAAAGCACUUUUUAAAAAUGUUGUACCAAUUUCAUUAGUGCUUAAGCUUUUUUUUUUUCAGAUUAAACUUCUGUCAACCAAUUAAAAAUCUCUUUUUUUUUGUGUCAUUAUUCUCUUUCAUAAGAUUUUGCGAUUACUUGUUAUGUUAUCAUGGGAGCAUAAAUCAACCAACUGGGAACUUGUAUUUGUAUUUUUUCAUUUUUGUAAUUUUUUUUUUCUGUAAAAGUAAAAUAAAUGAUACAUAAGAUUAAUUGUGAGAAACACACACAAACACACACCUGCAAAUUGGAAAUCCUUUAUUUCAAUAGUCCACUUUAGAUAUUCUACUAGAUUACGCCAUCUUGUAAUUCCGAUGAAAACGUGAUAUUCUAUAUCUGAAUUAUAUUGGCGUGAAUGCACAAAUCUGUACCUAAAUCUUCUGUUCCAGAUUCAUACACAUUAUUAUUUAUUUUAAGUUUUUAUUUUAUUUUAUUUUAUUAUUUAUAUUAUUUUAUAAGUUUUAGUUUUCUCUGUUCUCAUGUCAGAUAUGUAUGUAUGUAUGUAUGUAUGUAUGCAUGUAUGUACCAGGAGCACCUUAAAAAAAACAACAACAAAUUCCUUGUGUGUUUGCGCACACUUGGCGAAUAAAGCUAAUUCUGAUCUUA
This is a messenger RNA of Labeo rohita (rohu), 1787 nucleotides long. Its product is annotated as erythroblast NAD(P)(+)--arginine ADP-ribosyltransferase-like. The transcript is spliced from 3 exons. Lineage: Eukaryota; Metazoa; Chordata; Actinopteri; Cypriniformes; Cyprinidae. The record is from RefSeq and is a predicted model, not a curated record. Bases 196 to 993 code for a protein of 265 amino acids. Gene Ontology annotation, molecular function: NAD+-protein-arginine ADP-ribosyltransferase activity; NAD+ poly-ADP-ribosyltransferase activity.